CAAACUCUUGGCUUUCUUUCAAAAGGAACCUUUUUUUUAAAAAAAAAUACCAGCCUUUUGGCUUAUUAGAAAUGAAGAAAGCUCAAGCUCCCAUCUUCAUUUCUUCCUUCCUCCUUGUUCUCCUUCUGUCUUGGAGUCCCAUAGUCAUAUCUCAAGAAGUCGAGGAUGAGAGGGAGUUCAGCUAUGAGGAAGGGAGCCCCAAUGGGCCGGAUCACUGGGGAGAGAUACACAAGGAGUGGGCUACGUGUAACAAUGGAGACAUGCAGUCACCAAUUGAUCUGACGCAUGAGAGGGUGAAGAUUUUGCCUGGAUUGGGGAGGCUAAAGAGGAACUACAAGGCCUCAAAUGCAACGCUGAAGAAUCGCGGCCAUGACAUAAUGUUGGAAUGGGUGGAAGGAGGAGGAUAGAUUUGCAUCAAUGGAACUGAGUACCAGCUUAGACAAUGUCAUUGGCACUCUCCCUCAGAACAUACUAUUGAUGGCAAGAGAUUUGACCUUGAGAUUCACAUGGUUCAUGAAAGCUCUGAUGAAAGAAUUGCUGUAGUGGGUAUCAUGUAUAAAACAGGCCGGCCGGACACAUUUCUUUCAGAAUUAACGGAACACAUCAAAGAAGUUGCAGACACCGAAGAAGAAGAGACAAAUGUAGGCACGGUCGACCCAAGGCACAUAAAGAUAGGAAGUAGGAAGUAUUAUAGGUACAUGGGCUCUCUGACAACCCCACCUUGCACUCAAGGUGUUGUAUGGACUAUUACUAAGAAGGUCAGAACUGCUUCAAGAGAACAGGUGAGGCUGCUAAGGGAGGCUGUGCAUGAUGUAAGUUACCCUACUGCUGCAUAUAAUAGCAGUAAAGAGCAUACAAUUAAUUAGGGCCUAUUUGGUUGC
Elaeis guineensis (African oil palm) is the source of this 881-nucleotide messenger RNA. Lineage: Eukaryota; Viridiplantae; Streptophyta; Magnoliopsida; Arecales; Arecaceae. The record is from RefSeq and is a predicted model, not a curated record.